GUGUGGACGUGGGGGGGGGGGGACGAGGAAAGGGUUGGGCUUACUGAGUCACAUAUCACAACUGGAGUUGCGCCUCGGUCAUAAACCAAAUUGGUGAGGGGGAAAAAAAGAGAAAAAAGAGUUAAGAAGGUCCUCGUGUGCGGCCACCUACAGAGCCGCAAAAAGUAAGACGUCUCCGUGCAUCCGUUGCUGCUCUGUCUCCUCAUCACCACGGAAGCAUCGGGAGACGAGCACGUUGCUUUUUCGACUUUGGGACUGGAGCGCUUUUGUUUGGCUGGGAAAUGAUGGCCACUUACCAAAACCCGGACGCCGACGCAAUGGCAUUGAUGAUCCACGAUAGCAACACCUCCAAGGAGAAAGAGCGGCCAAAAGAGGAGCCCGUCCAGGAAAAAGUCGCCGAGAAGCCGGAUCCGUCUCAGAAGCCUCCCUACUCCUAUGUGGCCCUCAUUGCCAUGGCGAUCCGAGAAAGCUCCGAGAAGCGUCUCACCCUGUCUGGUAUUUACCAGUACAUCAUUAGUAAGUUUCCGUUCUAUGAGAAAAACAAAAAGGGCUGGCAGAACAGUAUCCGGCACAACCUGAGUCUCAACGAGUGCUUCAUCAAGGUUCCGCGGGAGGGCGGCGGGGAAAGGAAGGGCAACUACUGGACUCUUGACCCGGCCUGCGAGGACAUGUUCGAGAAGGGCAACUACCGGAGGCGCCGUCGAAUGAAGCGCCCGUUCAGGCCGCCGCCCACGCACUUCCAGCCCGGGAAGUCCCUCUUCGGAGGGGACGGUUACGGCUACCUGUCCCCACCCAAGUACCUGCAGUCCAGCUUCAUGAAUAAUUCGUGGUCGCUGGGCCAGCCGCCCACCCCGAUGUCGUACACUUCCUGUCAGAUGGCCAGCGGCAACGUGAGCCCGGUCAAGGCUCUGUCCGCCCCCGCCUCCUACAACCCCUACUCGCGGGUGCAGAGCAUGGCGCUCCCGGCUAUGGUGAACUCUUACAACGGCAUGAGCCACCAUCACCACCCGGGCCACCCCCACCACUCCCAGCAGCUGAGCCCGGCCACCGCCGCGCCGCCCCCGGUCUCGUCCGGCAACGGAGCCGGCCUGCAGUUCGCUUGCUCCCGCCAGCCUGCGGAGCUGUCCAUGAUGCACUGCUCGUACUGGGAACACGAAAGCAAACACUCGGCCUUGCACACGAGGAUUGAUAUUUAAAUGUGACUUGUUCCUGUGAUUUUGAUUUUGAUGGGUUUCUUUGUUUGUUUGGUUGUUUUUUUUUUUUGGUUUUGGUUUUUUUGACCAUGUUCGGUUGCAGCCAUGCAGUGGAGGUGCCGAUGUUGACAAACCGGAGUCCCGGUGUAAACGGGGUCACCGAGGCGCAUCAGGUAGCGCAACAUUUAUCAUCGAACUGUCUGUUGAUGACUUCGCUGUGUACAACUAAAUUUAUAUUUCCACGGAGAAAUGAUUGUGGAACUGUGACAGUGCGUACUUCUCAACUUUACGCACGGCUUCACUCAAAAGCCAAGCCAAAAUAUAAAGUUGAAUCUCAACUUCAGCCUUCUAAAAACUUUGACUGAGCCAAGCUUGGAUGGUUGUAAAUCUUUAGGUGGGGGAAAAAAAAAAAAAAAAAAAAAGAUUUAUCGUCACGAAGACAAUUCAGGGUGUUCCAUGUUACAUGUUGUUGUUGUUGUGUCCCCCCCCCCCCCCCACAUAUUAAUUUCCAACAACAUGAAAUGGGCCAGGACCAGGUUUUGCAUGUCCUUUAAAAAAAAAAAAAAAAAAAAAAAAAAAAUUACGUGAUACUGUAUAUUGUUUCAUUCAUCUUGGGGCCAUGUUUAAGUUUA
This is a messenger RNA of Phycodurus eques (leafy seadragon), 1825 nucleotides long. It is a transcript of the gene foxl2a, whose product is annotated as forkhead box L2a. The coding region runs from base 282 to 1196 and encodes 304 amino acids. Lineage: Eukaryota; Metazoa; Chordata; Actinopteri; Syngnathiformes; Syngnathidae. The transcript has a single exon. The record is from RefSeq and is a predicted model, not a curated record. Gene Ontology annotation, molecular function: DNA-binding transcription factor activity, RNA polymerase II-specific; RNA polymerase II cis-regulatory region sequence-specific DNA binding. Gene Ontology annotation, biological process: anatomical structure morphogenesis; regulation of transcription by RNA polymerase II; cell differentiation.